CGGAUAGAAAUACAAAUGUCGCUGAAUCAGCUCAUGCAAACAUUAAUCGUGAUGGAAAAAAUUUGAAUUUAUUAACAGCUAUUUUGAGAGCUCGUCACUUUGAUGAACGCCAAUAUAUCUCUAUUAAUAUAUAUACCAAAUUUGGAAUUGGCAAUAGUGGACGCGACAAAGGUGUUAUUGCCAGAACUGCACUUGCAAUAAAACGCUAUAAGUAA
This is a messenger RNA of Ambispora leptoticha, 215 nucleotides long. Lineage: Eukaryota; Fungi; Glomeromycota; Glomeromycetes; Archaeosporales; Ambisporaceae. The record is from the annotation of a GenBank genome assembly.